Molecule: messenger RNA, 4734 nt
Organism: Penicillium roqueforti
Lineage: Eukaryota; Fungi; Ascomycota; Eurotiomycetes; Eurotiales; Aspergillaceae
Product: putative RNA interference and gene silencing protein (Qde2)
Exons: 8
Coding region: 1-4734 (1577 amino acids)
Molecular function (GO): protein binding; heme binding; oxidoreductase activity, acting on paired donors, with incorporation or reduction of molecular oxygen
Source: RefSeq, a predicted model, not a curated record
AUGGCUAUCAUUACAGCGGUUUUCCCUGAUGCUGCAUUUCACUAUAUUUUCUAUGCAGUUCCUCUUCUACUCCUACUUUACCUUGCCCAUAAUUAUUUCUACAAUUCGCUAAACCUCUUUCCUGGCCCUUUCUGGGCGCACCUGACUGAUAUUUGGCGGUAUAUCGAUGUGAAGGGUCGACGCCCUGAGCUUACGCAUAUAGCCUUGCAUCGCAAGUAUGGCGAUAUCGUGCGCCUUGGGCCACGCACUUUGUCUUUCGCAGAUCCAAAGGCAGCGAAGGUGAUCUACGGUCUAAACAAAGGAUUCACCAAGUCCGAGUUUUACCCAGUACAAAUGACUGUUUCUAAAGGCGAGCCAUUGCCAUCGCUGUUCUCUACUCUAGAUGAGAGCUUCCAUGCGAAUCUCCGCCGGUCUGUCAAUCAUGCGUUCUCAAUGAGCUCUUUAGUACAGUAUGAGCCAAUGGUCGAUGAGACUACGAAAAUUUUCCUCGACCAAACGGACCGCCUCUUUGCUGAUGGAGCCACAGUGUGCGAUUUCGCACGAUGGCUGCAAUUCUUCGCCUUUGACGUUAUUGGAAGCAUUACAUAUAGCAAACGGCACGGGUUCAUUGAGAAAAACGAAGACAUCGAUGGCAUCAUCAAUUCCCUGGCAAAUAUCUUCGAUUACGCUGCCCCUGUUGGUCAGAUGCCGUGGCUAGAUAAGCUAUUUUGGAAGAAUCCGAUAUUUGACUUCCUUCAAAAAUUGGGCUUAUCAGAUAAUUCACACCCUGUGGCCAUCUUCGCAAAGCACCGCAUGGAAGAACGUCUGUCAGUAAAGGCUGGCUUAGCAGACCCGGGAUCAAAGGAUGAUCUUCUCACCAUGUUCCUCAAGGCGGGUGACCUUCGUCCAGAUUUCAUGACGAACAAACGGAUCCUUACAAUGGCUGUCUCUAUGGCCUUUGCUGGGUCUGAAACAACCGCCAUCAGCAUUGCAGCUGUGUUCUAUUAUCUACUUAAGAACCCGGAGUGCAUGAGACGGGUUAGACAAGAGCUGGACGACGCUGUUGAGAACGGUAUCAUCGUGAACCGCCCAACAGGACUUGUCUCAUGGACAGAGUCGCGGCAGCUGCCCUAUCUCGAUGCCUGCAUAAAGGAAGCUUUCCGUAUGCACCCUGCUGCGGGACUUCCUUUGGAGCGUGUUGUUCCUGCGUCGGGGGUAGAGAUCUCCGGGCAUUUCAUCCGCGGUGGAACAAUCGUUGGCUGCAGCGCCUGGGUUAUUCAUCGCCGGACAGAUAUCUUUGGUCCAGAUUGCGACAUAUACAACCCUGAUCGAUGGCUUACUACUCCACCGGAUCAAUUAAAGGUUAUGGAUGGAAUGAUGCUCCAGUUUGGUGCCGGUUCAAGGACCUGCAUUGGGAAGAAUAUCUCUCUAAUGGAGAUUUAUAAGAUUGUACCCAGCUUUUUGCGGAGAUUUGAGGUACAGCUAGCACACCCUGACCAAGAAUGGAAACUGUGGAAUGCAUGCGCAGCAAACAAAGAACUUGUACAAACGAUAAUCAUCUUCAUCCAAGUUUAUCUUAUUAUGAGUGACAAUCGGGGUCGUGGACGUGGUGAUCGUGGGGGUGACCGUGGCCGUGGCCGUGGUGAUCGAGGUCGCGGUUCCGAUCGAGGCCGUGGUCGCGGGGACAGUCGUGGUGAUUUAGCCCUCCGCCCAGCCGGUAGAGGCGAUGGAAAUCGUGGAGAUUUCCGAGGCCGAGGCGGUGAUAGAGGUCGUGGAGGCGAUCGUGGCAGAGGUGACUUCCGUGGCCGUGGUGAUUUUCGUGGUAGGGGUGAUUUCCGCGGUGGCCGUGGUGGAGGAGGGCGUGGGGGUGCUACAAACUUUGGCCCGCCUAUCUUCAGACAGGGCGAACCAAUCCCACCACCUAACCCCACCGUCACCAAGACCGAGAACGACCUUGCCAAAGCUCUGGUUGUGAGUGGCCAGAAGACCGUCAGACAGGCGAAAUAUCCCGAACGUCCUGGUUACGGCACAGCUGGCAGGCCUGUGACUUUAUAUGCGAACUACCUGCCGUUAAGCCUGCCUAACAAGCAGCUUUUCCGCUACCAUCUUUCCAUUGCAGCCGACUCUGCAGGCCGAUCUGCCCCUGUGGGCAAGAAGGCCCAACACAUCGUGCGUCUGCUGUUGGAGGAGCACUUCCCACAGCAAAAGAACAGCAUUGCCUCGGACUUCCGCUCUACCCUAGUCUCGUGCGUCAAAUUGACCGAGGGUAAAUUCGAUGUGCGAUACAAGGAACACCUGGAUGAUGACUACAUCGAUCCUCCCCGGGUGCACCAGGUUACUUGCCAGUACACUGGUGAGGUCAAUCCUGCCGACUUGGUCAACUACCUGACCUCCACCAAUGCUGGUGCCAUGCUAGAAUCCAAGUCGGAGAUUGUAGCUGCCCUCAACAUGAUCAUGGGGAACCACCCCAAGACGGACGAUCAGGUCGUCUCUGUCGGAGCCAACAGACACUACAGUCUGCGUCAGGAUACCAUGGAAUCGUUCAACCUUGGAGGUGGCCUAUCCGUCCUGCGCGGAUUCUUUGUCAGUGUGCGUGCCGCAACUGCUCGUGUGCUCUUGAACGUCCAGGUCAAAUAUCUGGCAUGUUACAAUAAAGGACCUCUGGUCAAUGUGAUCCAAGACUACGGCAAUAGAAACUCUUACCGCUUGGAAAAGUUCCUCAAGAGCCUCCGCGUUCGCAUCACUCAUAUUUCCCGCAAGAACAGCCGCGGUCAGCCCCGGCCUCGCAUCAGACCUGUCUAUGGCCUGGCUAACCGCGGUGAUGGUGGCUCGGCGCCCAACCCACCCAAGGUUCCCCGCCACGGUGCUGGUCCCCAGGAUGUGCAAUUCUUCCUAGCCGAAUCCAGCCCUCAGCCCGUCGCCGUGCCUGGUGCGCCUGAGCCCAAGGGAAAGAAGGGAAAGAAAGCUCCCAGGGCCGGUCCUGCGGAAGCCGGUCGCUACAUUACCGUUGCGGACUUCUUCAAAAAGGAGUAUAACAUGACUUUGAAUGCGAACCUUCCAGUGGUGAAUGUCGGGUCUCGUGAGAGACCUGUGUAUCUUCCCGUUGAGGUCUGCGAAGUCGAGCCUGGUCAGCCAGCUAAGUCCAAGCUUUCUGGUGAUCAGACAGCCAGUAUGCUCCGCUUCGCCGUUAUGGGCCGAAAGCCGGGUCAGAACGCUCAGUCGAUUGUCACCAAGGGUGUGGGUGUGCUGGGACUAGGCGAGCCAUUGAAUCCCACACUGUCUGCUUUCGGUAUUAACUCUUCCACCCAACUGAUCACGGUUCCUGGGCGCGUUCUCUCCGCCCCAAAUGUCUACUACAAAGACGGAAACAGGACCAAGGAGAUCAGGACUCAAUAUGGCAGCUGGAACAUGCGCCAAAUCCAGUUCUCCAAGGCUGCAUCCAUGAAAUCUUGGACUUACCUCUACGUUGAUCAGGAGGGCUCCCGGCCAGUUUUCCAAAACCCAGCUCAGCUCAACGCGUCUCUGGAAGGCUUCAGAAAGACACUCAGGGAUAUGGGAAUGGCUGUGGACCCCCACAAGCUUGGCAAACGUGUUGUCCUGACCGGCAAGAACGACGCUCACGAUAUUCAGCAAGCCGUCGUCGAUCUGCAGAAACAGCACAACCCCAUCUUCAUUCUGGGUAUACUAUACACUAAAGACACUGGUGUCUACAACUGUGUCAAGCAAGUCUGCGACGUCCGCUGCGGAAUUCGCAACGUGAACGUCCUCGCAGAGAAGCUCAUCAACUCCAACGACCAGUACAAUGCCAAUGUGGGCCUGAAAAUCAACCUCAAACUAGGCGGUGCCAACCAGGCUCUUCGCACCCAGGAUCUCGGCAUAAUCUCCGAAGGCAAAACAAUGCUCGUCGGCAUCGAUGUCACCCACCCUUCGCCGGGCUCCGCCAGCACAGCCCCCAGUGUCGCCGGCAUCGUCGCCUCCGUCGACGCAACCCUCGCCCAGUGGCCUGCCGAGAUCCGUGUCCAAGGCGCCCGCCAGGAAAUGGUCGCCGACCUCGAAACCCUGCUCGCCUCGCGUCUCCUGCACUGGCGCAAACUGAACAGAUCCCUCCCAGAGAACAUCAUCGUCUACCGCGACGGCGUCUCAGAAGGCCAGUACAACAAAGUCAUCGAGGAGGAACUCCCCCUCCUCCAGGAAGCAUGCAAGAAGACGUACCCAGCAGACCAGACCAAGAAAGGCCUCCCACGCCUGGCCAUCGUCGUCGUCGGAAAGCGCCACAACACCCGGUUCUACCCAACAACCGAGCAAGACUCGAACCGCGAGAACCCCAUCCCCGGAACCGUCGUCGACCGCGGCGUCUCCGAGGCCCGCGACUGGGACUUCUUCCUGCAGGCGCACUCCGCCCUCCAGGGCACAGCCCGUCCAGCCCACUACUUCACCGUCUGGGAUGAGAUCUUCUACCCCCGCCACCCAGCUAACAGCACCGGGCCCGGCGCAGCUGAUGUCCUCCAGGACCUCACUCACAAGAUGUGCUACCUGUUCGGCCGUGCCACGAAGGCGGUUAGCGUCUGCCCGCCGGCGUACUAUGCCGAUCUGGUGUGCACCCGUGCCCGCUGCUUCUUGAGUGACCUGUUCGACCCUAUGCCCGUUGAUGCUUCCGGUGGUAGCACCAGUGGCACGGACGGCGCGUUGGAAAUGACUCGCACGCGGGAUGUCGUGAUCCACCCUAACAUUGCAGAGACUAUGUUCUACAUCUAG